GUCCGGCCCCGCCCUCCCCGGGACCCCGCGCCCGCCCGGCUGCGCGGGAGCGCGGGGCCGGGAAACUUUCCUCCCAUUGUGGUUCCCCGCUCGCGUGCGGAGCGGUCUGCGCGCAGGAAAAAUGUCCUUCUUCAAUUUCCGUAAGAUCUUCAAGUUGGGCAGCGAGAAGAAGAAGAAGCAGUACGAGCACGUUAAGAGGGACCUGAACCCCGAGGAGUUUUGGGAGAUCAUCGGCGAACUGGGCGACGGCGCGUUCGGGAAAGUGUACAAGGCCCAAAACAAAGAGACCAAUGUUUUAGCUGCUGCAAAGGUGAUUGACACCAAAUCUGAGGAAGAACUUGAAGAUUAUAUGGUUGAGAUCGAUAUAUUAGCAUCUUGUGAUCACCCAAACAUAGUCAAACUCCUAGAUGCUUUCUAUUAUGAGAACAACCUUUGGAUCCUCAUUGAAUUUUGUGCAGGUGGAGCAGUAGAUGCUGUGAUGCUUGAACUGGAGAGACCUUUAACUGAGUCCCAAAUACAAGUAGUUUGCAAGCAGACUUUAGAGGCAUUGAAUUAUUUACAUGAUAAUAAAAUCAUCCACAGAGACCUAAAAGCUGGCAACAUCCUCUUUACCUUAGAUGGAGAUAUUAAGUUGGCCGAUUUUGGAGUAUCAGCUAAAAACACGAGGACGAUCCAAAGAAGGGAUUCCUUUAUUGGCACACCAUAUUGGAUGGCUCCUGAAGUGGUCAUGUGUGAGACAUCAAAGGACAGACCGUAUGACUACAAGGCUGAUGUUUGGUCCCUGGGCAUCACUUUAAUAGAAAUGGCUGAAAUAGAACCACCUCAUCAUGAGUUAAAUCCAAUGCGAGUGCUGCUAAAGAUAGCAAAAUCUGAGCCCCCUACAUUAGCACAGCCGUCAAGAUGGUCUUCAAAUUUUAAGGACUUUCUAAAGAAAUGCUUAGAAAAGAAUGUGGAUGCCAGGUGGACUACAUCUCAACUACUACAGCACCCUUUUGUGACUAUUGAUUCCAACAAGCCAAUCCGAGAACUGAUUGCAGAGGCAAAGGCUGAAGUAACAGAAGAGGUUGAAGAUGGCAAAGAGGAAGACGAUGAUGAGGAAAUAGAAAAUUCUCUGCCGAUACCUACAAAUAAGCGUGCCUCCUCUGACCUUAGUAUUGCCAGCUCUGAGGAAGAUAAACUUUCACAGAAUGCUUGCAUUUUGGAAUCUGUCUCAGAAAAAACAGAACACAAUGCUUCUGGAGAUAACUUUAGUAGCAAAGUUCUUAAUGAAAAGCCUUGCACUGAUGAACCUGAGAAAACUGUGGAGGAUGUUGAGGAACACGUGACUGAUGCACACUCAGGAGCUGUGGCCGAGCCCCCUGAGAGAACGACAGAGCUCCAGGAGAAUGGAAGAAAGGAGAAGAGACCCAGGCUUGACAGUCUGCCUGACACUGACGACCAAGGAAUGAGAGACAUUAAUUCAGCCAGUGAAGAAAAAGAGAAUAAUGCAAUCACUUUAGAAGCAAGUACUAAACAUAAUUUGAAACCUGAGGAAGAAAGGGAUCAGGAAAAGCAACAGCUACUUGAAAAUAAACUUGUAAAAUCUGAAGAUAGUGAACGGACCGUUAUUCAAACAGUUGAUCUCGUAUCUCAGGAGACUGGAGAAAAAGAGGUAGAGACUCGUGUCACUGACAGUGAAGUGCAUACAGAGGGAGACAUGCAAGAGCACUUGGGAGAAGAUGACACAACUCCAAACAAUGUGACGAGUGAUACAAACCAUGCAGGAAGAAACGAAGAAACAGACGGUGCUCAGAAGACAGUUGAAGACAGCCCUGAGGGUGUGCAGAGUGAUGAAGGGAAAGAAGUGGCUGAAGGAGCGCAGAAAUUAGUAAGUAAGGCCACAGAGGGUCCUGGGACUAGCGGCACUGAGGAAGUUCCUCCUGUUACGGAAAUCACAGAGACUAACGACGUAAAUCAAGAAUUUGUGGAAGAUAAACGUGAGAAACAAUCACUCAUCAAUUCAGAGAAUGAAUUAGACACCAGUGAGAAACCAGGGACAAGCGAAGCUGAGGAAGUUACUGAGCCAAGUAGCACUGAAGAAACAGAGGUGAGAAGUGCAGUGACUGGUACCGAUGAAGGGGCUGUUGGAAGUGAAACGCAGGACAACGCUCAUGAAGCCGUUCCUCAGGUAGAUACAGAGCAAAAGCAGAUUCCACAUGAAGUGCCAGCUGAAGCAGAACCUCAGGUUCCUGCAGCUUCACAGCCCGGUGAACCUCAGCCUGUUCCAAUUCCCAGUAUUAAUAUCAACUCUGAAGACGCAGAAAAUAAAGGAGAAAUAGGUGCUUUAUCAAAAACUGAAACCAUACUGCUACCAGAAUCUGAGAAUCAAAAGGAAAAUGACACUGACUCAGGCACUGGUUCCACUGCUGAUAACAGCAGCAUUGACUUGAACUUAUCCAUCUCUAGCUUCCUAAGUAAAACUAAAGACAAUGGGUCGAUGUCUUUACAGGAAACAAGAAGGCAGAAGAAAACAUUGAAGAAAACUCGCAAAUUUAUUGUUGAUGGUGUAGAAGUGAGUGUCACAACGUCAAAGAUAGUUACAGAUAGUGAUUCUAAAACUGAAGAAUUGAGGUUUCUUAGACGUCAGGAACUUCGAGAAUUAAGAUUUCUGCAAAAAGAAGAGCAAAGAGCCCAGCAGCAACUCAACGGCAAACUACAGCAACAGCGAGAACAGAUUUUCCGGCGCUUUGAGCAAGAAAUGAUGAGUAAAAAGCGACAGUAUGACCAAGAAAUUGAGAAUCUGGAAAAGCAGCAGAAGCAGACUAUUGAACGACUGGAACAGGAGCACACGAAUCGCUUGCGAGAUGAAGCCAAACGCAUUAAAGGGGAGCAAGAAAAAGAGCUGUCGAAGUUUCAGAAUAUAUUAAAGAAUCGAAAGAAGGAGGUUUUAAAUGAAGUGGAGAAAGCACCCAAAGAUCUGAGAAAAGAGCUCAUGAAGCGCAGGAAAGAGGAGCUUGCACAAAGCCAGCAUGUUCAGGAACAAGAUUUUGUUCAGAAGCAACAGCAAGAAUUAGAUGGCUCUCUUAAAAAGAUCAUCCAACAACAGAAGGCAGAAUUGGCCAACAUUGAAAGGGAGUGCCUGAAUAACAAACAGCAGCUCAUGAGAGCUCGAGAAGCUGCAAUUUGGGAGCUUGAAGAAAGACACUUACAAGAAAAACACCAGCUGCUCAAACAGCAGCUUAAAGAUCAGUAUUUUAUGCAACGACAUCAGCUACUUAAACGCCAUGAGAAGGAAACAGAACAAAUGCAGCGUUACAAUCAGAGGCUCAUUGAGGAACUGAAAAACCGACAAACUCAAGAAAGAGCGAGACUGCCCAAGAUUCAGCGCGGUGAAGCCAAGACGCGAAUGGCCAUGUUUAAGAAAAGUUUGAGAAUCAACUCAACAGCCACACCCGAUCAGGACCGCGACAAAAUUAAACAGUUUGCUGCACAAGAGGAAAAGAGGCAGAAAAAUGAGAGAAUGGCACAGCACCAAAAACAUGAAAAUCAGAUGCGGGAUCUUCAGUUGCAGUGUGAAGCCAAUGUCCGAGAACUGCAUCAGCUGCAGAAUGAAAAGUGCCACUUGCUGGUUGAGCACGAGACUCAGAAACUCAAGGAGUUAGAUGAGGAGCACAGCCAGGAAUUAAAGGGAUGGAGGGAGAAGCUGAGGCCUCGGAAGAAGACACUAGAAGAAGAGUUUGCCAGGAAACUACAGGAACAGGAAGUGUUCUUUAAAAUGACUGGAGAGUCGGAAUGCCUUAACCCAUCAGCACAGAGCCGGAUUUCCAAAUUCUAUCCUAUUCCUAGCCUGCAUUCCACUGGAUCGUAACAGUGGAAAUACUCUUGGGUUUGGCUUUUUAAAUAUGUCAUUCUGUUCUCUUCAUCUUCUGCCACAGUCCAUAUCAAAUAGCUCACAAAGACAAUCACCUGACUCACCUUCUUGGUGGUUUUCUGUUUUGUUUGAAGCAAAGAUGAAGGGAAAAUGAACUAAGACAGAUGCUAGGCCAUGUUGGCAAAAUAGCAUCUUGCAGUAAUUCCCUAAGGUGAUUUUGUAUAUCAACCUUAAAUAUUGUAUUCUUUAGACACUGUUACUGAAAACUGUUAGAGAAAUAAUGUUUAAAGUUAUUUAAAAAAACCCUGUUACAUCACUAAGUAUUAAUACCUUUUCACGUGACCCACCUUUUCAAUGAUGCCUAAAUUCUGUAGUUGGAACUUUGCUGUAAAGAGUUGGAAUAAGUUUCUUUUAGUAAAUCAGCACUCAUAAAAAAAGCUAUCAGUUGCUCAAAAUAUGCUGUUGACUCAGUAAAUAAAAAUAUUUUAUCAUUUAAUAGGAACAAACUUUUAAAAGAGAAAAAUCAUUUCAGUAAUUUGUUUUAAACAUUGCCUGAUUAGGCAGGUACUAAUAAUUGAGGUGCUGGUUUUAUUAAGAUAGUGCCUAAGUACAUACUAAAUUUCAGCCACAUCCAAAAUGGGAUUUUCUUUUUUGAUCAUCAGGAACAAAACACUCUUAGUACUGAACAUUAUUGUUUUAAAAAUCUUGCUUCUGCUACCAUUUUCAUCCUAAAGUAUAUGCUGUACAAUGUUUGGGAUGAUGGGGAAAAAAGGUAUUUUAAAAUGUCCAGACAAAAUGGAAAACUCACUACAUUAGAAGUAAUACAGAUUUAGCUGUCUUAGUUUAUUUCCUAAAAUAAUACAUGAGCUGGUUAAAUGAGAUCUUCAUCUUAGCAAAUUCUGUUCACUUAAAGCUCUCAGAGGUCUAUAGAGUGAGUUAUAUUUAUAAAUAUAUUUUCUGAAAUUAAUCUCAAACAUUUAUUCAGAAUAGUUUUUUUAAAGAUUUAAAUAUGUAGGCACACAUUAUAAAUGACUUUGUUUUGAAAUGAAGAUACAUACAUUUUAUUUUUAUUUUGUUCCUUGUUUAAAUUAUUUACUUUGAUUUGAGUGGGAAAAGCUUGAAACUUCUAUCGUGGUUGCUGGGAUGUAUAAUUACUAGUGAAACGUUCACUCUCAGUCUCUUUUGAGGCUCAGACCCUAACCACGUGUCAGCUCAGACAGUGUUACAACCCGAACCCUGGUGUGCAAGGCGGCAGGUUCGUAUGUGACGCUCGCUGCCCGCCGUUUGCAGCCUGCUCUCUUCUAAGAGUGCUGGGUACCAAAUUGCAAAUGUUUAGCUUUUAGUCACAUUUGUUUUGAGGCUGGUGAAAAAUGUAAAUGUCAUGUGAGGACACUGAUUCGUAUUAAGAAAAUGUAAAUAAAUGCCUGUAGCACUUUCUUCCAGUUAAUUUGAAAACUUUGGAUGCUGAAUUUUAUUUUGUCAGUGAUUUAGAUGAUUUAAAAAUGCAUGUGUAAUUUUAAUUUUGUAAUUAUUUUGACAAGCAGAAUUUACUUGGACAACUUUGUAGGUAGCCUUAACUUCUGGCCAAGUUUUUUUUAUAUAAAUAUAAAGAUAAAUAUAAAUAUAUAUAUAUAUACACAUACACACACACACACACACAAUGUAUGGUUGUAAAUUCAUACACUUAUCACAUAAAUAUGUUACUGUAGACAAAACUCUUAAUGCUUUAUUCUCAACUGCUGGGUUGAAAGCUGUUUUGAAAGCCUUUUAAAAUACGUCUUUAUAAAGUGCUAUUCAGGGUGGUGAUGGGAAGCGUUCACACUGUUAUGAUGAAGAGACAGUGUGAUGUUACCUGAAGAGGGAGACGGAGGAGACCUUCGUGCCGCUUUAUCUUCUGAAAUUUUCAGUUCAUUGGCUUUUUAAAAAUGAAUAUUUCAGCCAUUUUUUCAGUCGUUUAAAUAAUUUUAGACAUAAUUUGAUGUGAUUAUUUGGUUCUUUCUAUUCCUUUCAAUUUAGCAUUGAGAAUAUUGAAUCCAGGAGAGGGUCAGAGCAGAGCGGUUGACACAUGGGGUCAGUUUGCCAGCAGCUCUCACAGCUCCUGCAGCUCUGCCUGUGGAUUCAGUGCUCGGUGUUCAUGUAAGCACAGGACGAUACGGUGGUACACACGUAGAGGGGGCUUCACCCUGGUACUUCAGGUUAUAAAAACCUAUCCAAAGUGUCUUGUAGAAUAUGCUGUUUUACCCCCACCUGCCUGCUUUUUGUAAGGCUCUGUAUCAAAUAGCUAAUAGUGAUUUUUAUUUCUUGCGCGAGUGUAGGUGGAGAGCAGGCUGGGGGCACGGACUUCUUUGAAAUAUGAUAGUACCGUCAGCUCUGAUUAGAGUAUGUUGUCGCCAUGGCAGAAGGUGCCAUGAAGUACAUAAAAGGGGUCAUCUGUAUAUUCACCCCAAACAGUCCCCUCUUUCCCGGUGUGCUGUGGACACGCCAGACCUCCACACUUAUGCAGGCCCACUCCUAACGCUCAGGCAUCCAGCUGCCUUCCCUAGUCCUGUCAGUCCAAGGCUGUGGAAUUACUGAAUUAACUCCUACCCCAGGUGGAGUCACAUUGAAUUCUUACCGUUUUCUAGGGAGAAGCUAUGGGGGGAUGAGGAGGAAAUUCAGAAUGUUUUUACUUUGCUGAGAAUAUUGGAUCCUUCCCGUGACAGGACACGGCAAAUUACAGUUAAAUAUAAACCAGAACCACAGCUACCUCUAAGUAGUGUUUCCUCAAGCACAAAGCUCUCAGGCAUAUGCGACCCUCUUUAGUGGAGGGUUUCUGAUUUCUUGAGCAUCAGCAAGUUUCAGAAGUGACUGUUUUUUGUACUCUUUCUUUCCCUUUGCACACUUUCCUUUUCCGUACUGUGCUUACAUGACUCUUCGGAGAAGCCAGACUCAGUCAGAGUAUUAGCUGGAGAUACUGUGGAUUAAAGAGAAACCUAGAACUGCAAGGGGGGAAGAGUUCCAGUUCUAACAGUCAUCUGAAUCAGUAAAUCUAUACUUUUCUGGGAAAUGAUAUUUUGUAGGAAAUGGGAUGAUAUUUUAAAUGUUUUUCUUACAUCAAAGGCAUAAGAGUUAAUGCCUUAAUGUUGCUGUUCUGUGGCUAACGUGGUUUCAGUAAUGCUUUACUAUUCUGCUGUGAAGCUUGGAAUGGAGUGUUCUAUCAGUCAUAAACGCUGGCUGCAGCUUUUGUGAUCCUUUGCAGUGUAAUACGUUCACAAGCUCAACUUUCAGAGAGAAUUUUGUUUCAGAUUACGCCUCUUGUCUAUUUGGGAUCAAUAUUGUCUUUUCAAUCAUGGAAUUGACAAACAAUAAAGUUAUUUCUUAAUCUA
Messenger RNA from Chinchilla lanigera (long-tailed chinchilla), 7215 nucleotides. It is a transcript of the gene Slk, whose product is annotated as STE20-like kinase. Gene Ontology annotation, biological process: protein phosphorylation. The record is from RefSeq and is a predicted model, not a curated record. Gene Ontology annotation, molecular function: protein serine/threonine kinase activity; ATP binding; protein binding. NCBI's taxonomy places the organism in Eukaryota, Metazoa, Chordata, Mammalia, Rodentia, Chinchillidae.